Chaetomium strumarium is the source of this 2393-nucleotide messenger RNA. RefSeq lists its product as uncharacterized. Gene Ontology annotation, molecular function: metal ion binding; DNA binding. The coding region runs from base 182 to 2233 and encodes 683 amino acids. The transcript is spliced from 3 exons. Gene Ontology annotation, biological process: DNA repair. The record is from RefSeq and is a predicted model, not a curated record. NCBI's taxonomy places the organism in Eukaryota, Fungi, Ascomycota, Sordariomycetes, Sordariales, Chaetomiaceae.
GCAGCUUGCAGCUUGCUCGAUCCUUCCCGCCGCUUCCAACCACGACAACCACAGCGAGCACCAUGUCCAUCUCGAGGGCGGUGUUCAGCACAGAAUAGGAGCUCUGCAACCGAUUCCGGGCAUCUCCGCGAAUCACGGCGUAUUGACACGAAAACAAACCCCCCCCCGGACGGCGACGACCAUGUCUGCCCGGAAGCUCGGCGGCGGCAGGAUCUUGGGCAGCGGCAAGGGCCUCGUCCCGCCGGCGGCGGCUCGUGGACCCCGAGCCGUCAGCCCGUCGGCCCCGUCCGAGAGUAGCACCGUGUCCUUCCAGUCGCGGAACUCAACGCCAAGCACGCUCUCGCCGUCGUCGUCCAGCCCGCUCCCAGACUUCUCGCAAGACCUUACCUCCAAUGUCACCCUUGCCGGCCCGUCCAACCGCGCCGUCGCCGGGAACAGGCUGGCGUGCCCGAUCUGCGAGGAGGAGAUGGUGACGUUGCUGCAGCUGAACCGGCACCUCGAUGACGUGCACCAGGAGCUGCCCGAGGCGGAGCAAGACGAGGUCAAGUCGUGGUUCGAUAAGCAGGUGCUCAAGGCGAAGCGGUUCCAGCCGCUGUCGCUCAUCAACCAGAAGCUGCGCGGCCUGGACGUGUUCGAGUCAAACGAGACGCAUCCCGUGGCAGUCGCCGCCGCGGAGACCGUGGUGGACCCGGAAGAGCUCGUCACGCGGAAGCACUGGCAGCGGCCGACGGGCACCGACGUGUGCACCGAUCCGCUGUGCGAGAGGAGGCUGGGCCCGCUCAACGGCAGCGUCAACUGCCGGAAGUGCGGGCGGCUGUUCUGCGAGGAGCACACCAUGUACCAGAUGAAGCUCGCGCGCUCGGCCAACCACGAGCCCGUGCGGGGCGUGUGGUGCCGCGUGUGCGAGACCUGCUACAAGUCGCGGGACGGAUACAACGACCACGCGGGGCUGUCCCGCGAUCACACGGCCGAGUUUGCCGCGGUUCGCGCCAAGAAGGUGGAGAGGCAGCGGCUGGAGGUGCAGCGGCUAGAGAAGAGGCUGACGAAGCUGACGCGGCUGCUGGUCGAGGCGCCUUCGGAGGUGGGCGGGGUGAACUCGGGGCUCCUGUCACCGCUGGCGGGGCAGAGGAGUCAGAGGAAGAUGAUCGAGCAGUCGGUCGUGACGUGGGAGGACGAUGCGGUGGUCCCGAGGUGUCCAUUCUGCAAGCAGGAGUUCCGGCCGUGGACAUUCCGGCGGCAUCACUGCAGGAUAUGCGGGCGUGUCGUGUGCGCCGACCCGGCAACCAACUGUUCCAGCGAGGUCGGCUUGAAUGUAGCAAACCCAAACGCGAUACCCACCACUACCGAGAAGCCGACGAUACCGGCGGACGGGCAGAUCAGCAUCGACGUCCGCAUGUGCUGCGAGUGCAAGAGUAUUAUCUUUUCCCACCGAGAUUUCAUCGAGUCGAUAAGGCACCGGCCGCCAGAUCAGCGCGCCUACGAGACCCUCCGGCAGUUUGAGCGCGGCAUCCAGCUGCUGCUGCCCUCCUUCCACCGAACCCUGCAGGCUCUCCAGCCGCCGGACGGAGACGCCGCCGACAAGCCGCCCCCGACGCACGCGCAGAUCCAGGAGGCGGCCAAGAUCAGGAAACGACUGGUCGACGCGUUCAGCAAGUACGACCUCGCAGCGAAGCGCAUCCGCGAUAUGAAGACCGACAGCCCGACCCAGCUGCGGCUGCAGAAGGCCAUCUACGCCUCGGCCUCGUCCUUUCUGCACGCCAACCUCAUCCCGCUGAAGAGCGUCCCCGCCAUGCUCAGGUCGCACAGCUCCAGCCACCGACGGCUGCUCUCCGCGGGCGGGAAUCAUCCCCAUCCGCAUUCUCAUGCCUCGCCGCUGCGCAACGGCGAGUCUGCUACUGCUCCUACCAUCUCCCGCACCGGGUCUUCUGGGUUUGACGCCGAGACGUCCAGCCUAGGAGGUGCGAGCGAGGUCAGCACGGCCGUCUCGGCGGCGCUGGAGACGGAAGAGAGGGAGGCGCGCGAGCGGCUGGUCGUGCUGGAGGAGCAGCGCUUCAUGGUGCACGAGAUGCUCGGCCACGCGCGGAGUGCGCGGCGGUUCGAGGAGGUUAGUGCGUUGAGUAGGAACCUGGAUGAGUUGGAUAGGGAGAUUGAGGCGGCGAAGAGGUUGGUCGAGGUUGUGGAGGAGCGGUGGGAAGGGUUGUUUGCUGCUACCGCUACUCCUGGGGGCCAAUAACUCGACAUCGGUUUGGAGAUGGAAGGGUUAAUUGGGGGUUUAUCCUUAUGGCGAUGCAUUGCAUGGAGUUUGGGACUUGCGCAGCACAGCACAGCACAGCAUAGCACAGCACAGCACAGGGUUACAAGUUGAGGAGAAUACUACCUACUGCGCAUUUGGA